AUGCCACCCGUGCCCAGGCCGUGUCCGUGGAUUAUUACUACACUUUGCCUUUACGCGUCGACUUUAAUCCAGAGCGGAGAGGCGCAGAACCCGAAAGAAGUGAUUUUGCUGGACUCCAAGGCCCAGCAGACAGAACUGGAGUGGAUCUCCUAUCCUCCCAACGGGUGGGAAGAGAUCAGCGGCCUGGACGAGAACUACACUCCCAUCCGCACCUACCAAGUGUGCCAAGUCAUGGAGCCCAAUCAGAACAACUGGCUGCGGACUAACUGGAUAGAGAAGGGCGACGCUCAGAGAAUAUUUAUCGAGUUGAAGUUUACCUUGAGGGAUUGUAACAGCCUGCCCGGAGUGGUGGGGUCCUGCAAGGAGACUUUCAACCUUUAUUACCAAGAAACCGAUUCGGAAGUUGGGCGAGGCUUGCGGGAGACCCAGUACGUCAAGAUCGACACCAUCGCGGCAGACGAAAGCUUCACCCAGGGCGAUUUGGGAGAGCGAAAGAUGAAACUGAACACGGAGGUGCGGAUCAUUGGGCCGCUGUCUCGCCGAGGAUUCUACUUGGCCUUCCAGGACGUGGGCGCGUGCAUAGCCUUGGUCUCCGUCAAAGUCUACUACAAAAAGUGUUGGUCCAUCAUCGAAAACUUGGCCACGUUCCCGGACACGGUGACCGGCUCCGAGUUCAGCUCCCUGGUGGAGGUGGAAGGGGUGUGCGUGAGCGAUGCCGAGGAGGAGGCCGACAAUUCUCCCAAGAUGCACUGCAGCGCCGAGGGGGAGUGGCUGCUCGAGGAGGACUGGGAGAUGUGGGGGAGAUGUGAGGGAGAUGUGGGGGGGGGGGGGGGGGGGGGGGGGGGGGGGGGGGGGGGGGGGGGGGGGGGGGGGGGGGGGGGGGGGGGGGGGGGGGGGGGGGGGGGGGGGGGGGGGGGGGGGGGGGGGGGGGGGGGGGGGGGGGGGGGGGGGGGGGGGGGGGGGGGGGGGGGGGGGGGGGGGGGGGGGGGGGGGGGGGGGGGGGGGGGGGGGGGGGGGGGGGGGGGGGGGGGGGGGGGGGGGGGGGGGGGGGGGGGGGGGGGGGGGGGGGGGGGGGGGGGGGGGGGGGGGGGGGGGGGGGGGGGGGGGGGGGGGGGGGGGGGGGGGGGGGGGGGGGGGGGGGGGGGGGGGGGGGGGGGGGGGGGGGGGGGGGGGGGGGGGGGGGGGGGGGGGGGGGGGGGGGGGGGGGGGGGGGGGGGGGGGGGGGGGGGGGGGGGGGGGGGGGGGGGGGGGGGGGGGGGGGGGGGGGGGGGGGGGGGGGGGGGGGGGGGGGGGGGGGGGGGGGGGGGGGGGGGGGGGGGGGGGGGGGGGGGGGGGGGGGGGGGGGGGGGGGGGGGGGGGGGGGGGGGGGGGGGGGGGGGGGGGGGGGGGGGGGGGGGGGGGGGGGGGGGGGGGGGGGGGGGGGGGGGGGGGGGGGGGGGGGGGGGGGGGGGGGGGGGGGGGGGGGGGGGGGGGGGGGGGGGGGGGGGGGGGGGGGGGGGGGGGGGGGGGGGGGGGGGGGGGGGGGGGGGGGGGGGGGGGGGGGGGGGGGGGGGGGGGGGGGGGGGGGGGGGGGGGGGGGGGGGGGGGGGGGGGGGGGGGGGGGGGGGGGGGGGGGGGGGGGGGGGGGGGGGGGGGGGGGGGGGGGGGGGGGGGGGGGGGGGGGGGGGGGGGGGGGGGGGGGGGGGGGGGGGGGGGGGGGGGGGGGGGGGGGGGGGGGGGGGGGGGGGGGGGGGGGGGGGGGGGGGGGGGGGGGGGGGGGGGGGGGGGGGGGGGGGGGGGGGGGGGGGGGGGGGGGGGGGGGGGGGGGGGGGGGGGGGGGGGGGGGGGGGGGGGGGGGGGGGGGGGGGGGGGGGGGGGGGGGGGGGGGGGGGGGGGGGGGGGGGGGGGGGGGGGGGGGGGGGGGGGGGGGGGGGGGGGGGGGGGGGGGGGGGGGGGGGGGGGGGGGGGGGGGGGGGGGGGGGGGGGGGGGGGGGGGGGGGGGGGGGGGGGGGGGGGGGGGGGGGGGGGGGGGGGGGGGGGGGGGGGGGGGGGGGGGGGGGGGGGGGGGGGGGGGGGGGGGGGGGGGGGGGGGGGGGGGGGGGGGGGGGGGGGGGGGGGGGGGGGGGGGGGGGGGGGGGGGGGGGGGGGGGGGGGGGGGGGGGGGGGGGGGGGGGGGGGGGGGGGGGGGGGGGGGGGGGGGGGGGGGGGGGGGGGGGGGGGGGGGGGGGGGGGGGGGGGGGGGGGGGGGGGGGGGGGGGGGGGGGGGGGGGGGGGGGGGGGGGGGGGGGGGGGGGGGGGGGGGGGGGGGGGGGGGGGGGGGGGGGGGGGGGGGGGGGGGGGGGGGGGGGGGGGGGGGGGGGGGGGGGGGGGGGGGGGGGGGGGGGGGGGGGGGGGGGGGGGGGGGGGGGGGGGGGGGGGGGGGGGGGGGGGGGGGGGGGGGGGGGGGGGGGGGGGGGGGGGGGGGGGGGGGGGGGGGGGGGGGGGGGGGGGGGGGGGGGGGGGGGGGGGGGGGGGGGGGGGGGGGGGGGGGGGGGGGGGGGGGGGGGGGGGGGGGGGGGGGGGGGGGGGGGGGGGGGGGGGGGGGGGGGGGGGGGGGGGGGGGGGGGGGGGGGGGGGGGGGGGGGGGGGGGGGGGGGGGGGGGGGGGGGGGGGGGGGGGGGGGGGGGGGGGGGGGGGGGGGGGGGGGGGGGGGGGGGGGGGGGGGGGGGGGGGGGGGGGGGGGGGGGGGGGGGGGGGGGGGGGGGGGGGGGGGGGGGGGGGGGGGGGGGGGGGGGGGGGGGGGGGGGGGGGGGGGGGGGGGGGGGGGGGGGGGGGGGGGGGGGGGGGGGGGGGGGGGGGGGGGGGGGGGGGGGGGGGGGGGGGGGGGGGGGGGGGGGGGGGGGGGGGGGGGGGGGGGGGGGGGGGGGGGGGGGGGGGGGGGGGGGGGGGGGGGGGGGGGGGGGGGGGGGGGGGGGGGGGGGGGGGGGGGGGGGGGGGGGGGGGGGGGGGGGGGGGGGGGGGGGGGGGGGGGGGGGGGGGGGGGGGGGGGGGGGGGGGGGGGGGGGGGGGGGGGGGGGGGGGGGGGGGGGGGGGGGGGGGGGGGGGGGGGGGGGGGGGGGGGGGGGGGGGGGGGGGGGGGGGGGGGGGGGGGGGGGGGGGGGGGGGGGGGGGGGGGGGGGGGGGGGGGGGGGGGGGGGGGGGGGGGGGGGGGGGGGGGGGGGGGGGGGGGGGGGGGGGGGGGGGGGGGGGGGGGGGGGGGGGGGGGGGGGGGGGGGGGGGGGGGGGGGGGGGGGGGGGGGGGGGGGGGGGGGGGGGGGGGGGGGGGGGGGGGGGGGGGGGGGGGGGGGGGGGGGGGGGGGGGGGGGGGGGGGGGGGGGGGGGGGGGGGGGGGGGGGGGGGGGGGGGGGGGGGGGGGGGGGGGGGGGGGGGGGGGGGGGGGGGGGGGGGGGGGGGGGGGGGGGGGGGGGGGGGGGGGGGGGGGGGGGGGGGGGGGGGGGGGGGGGGGGGGGGGGGGGGGGGGGGGGGGGGGGGGGGGGGGGGGGGGGGGGGGGGGGGGGGGGGGGGGGGGGGGGGGGGGGGGGGGGGGGGGGGGGGGGGGGGGGGGGGGGGGGGGGGGGGGGGGGGGGGGGGGGGGGGGGGGGGGGGGGGGGGGGGGGGGGGGGGGGGGGGGGGGGGGGGGGGGGGGGGGGGGGGGGGGGGGGGGGGGGGGGGGGGGGGGGGGGGGGGGGGGGGGGGGGGGGGGGGGGGGGGGGGGGGGGGGGGGGGGGGGGGGGGGGGGGGGGGGGGGGGGGGGGGGGGGGGGGGGGGGGGGGGGGGGGGGGGGGGGGGGGGGGGGGGGGGGGGGGGGGGGGGGGGGGGGGGGGGGGGGGGGGGGGGGGGGGGGGGGGGGGGGGGGGGGGGGGGGGGGGGGGGGGGGGGGGGGGGGGGGGGGGGGGGGGGGGGGGGGGGGGGGGGGGGGGGGGGGGGGGGGGGGGGGGGGGGGGGGGGGGGGGGGGGGGGGGGGGGGGGGGGGGGGGGGGGGGGGGGGGGGGGGGGGGGGGGGGGGGGGGGGGGGGGGGGGGGGGGGGGGGGGGGGGGGGGGGGGGGGGGGGGGGGGGGGGGGGGGGGGGGGGGGGGGGGGGGGGGGGGGGGGGGGGGGGGGGGGGGGGGGGGGGGGGGGGGGGGGGGGGGGGGGGGGGGGGGGGGGGGGGGGGGGGGGGGGGGGGGGGGGGGGGGGGGGGGGGGGGGGGGGGGGGGGGGGGGGGGGGGGGGGGGGGGGGGGGGGGGGGGGGGGGGGGGGGGGGGGGGGGGGGGGGGGGGGGGGGGGGGGGGGGGGGGGGGGGGGGGGGGGGGGGGGGGGGGGGGGGGGGGGGGGGGGGGGGGGGGGGGGGGGGGGGGGGGGGGGGGGGGGGGGGGGGGGGGGGGGGGGGGGGGGGGGGGGGGGGGGGGGGGGGGGGGGGGGGGGGGGGGGGGGGGGGGGGGGGGGGGGGGGGGGGGGGGGGGGGGGGGGGGGGGGGGGGGGGGGGGGGGGGGGGGGGGGGGGGGGGGGGGGGGGGGGGGGGGGGGGGGGGGGGGGGGGGGGGGGGGGGGGGGGGGGGGGGGGGGGGGGGGGGGGGGGGGGGGGGGGGGGGGGGGGGGGGGGGGGGGGGGGGGGGGGGGGGGGGGGGGGGGGGGGGGGGGGGGGGGGGGGGGGGGGGGGGGGGGGGGGGGGGGGGGGGGGGGGGGGGGGGGGGGGGGGGGGGGGGGGGGGGGGGGGGGGGGGGGGGGGGGGGGGGGGGGGGGGGGGGGGGGGGGGGGGGGGGGGGGGGGGGGGGGGGGGGGGGGGGGGGGGGGGGGGGGGGGGGGGGGGGGGGGGGGGGGGGGGGGGGGGGGGGGGGGGGGGGGGGGGGGGGGGGGGGGGGGGGGGGGGGGGGGGGGGGGGGGGGGGGGGGGGGGGGGGGGGGGGGGGGGGGGGGGGGGGGGGGGGGGGGGGGGGGGGGGGGGGGGGGGGGGGGGGGGGGGGGGGGGGGGGGGGGGGGGGGGGGGGGGGGGGGGGGGGGGGGGGGGGGGGGGGGGGGGGGGGGGGGGGGGGGGGGGGGGGGGGGGGGGGGGGGGGGGGGGGGGGGGGGGGGGGGGGGGGGGGGGGGGGGGGGGGGGGGGGGGGGGGGGGGGGGGGGGGGGGGGGGGGGGGGGGGGGGGGGGGGGGGGGGGGGGGGGGGGGGGGGGGGGGGGGGGGGGGGGGGGGGGGGGGGGGGGGGGGGGGGGGGGGGGGGGGGGGGGGGGGGGGGGGGGGGGGGGGGGGGGGGGGGGGGGGGGGGGGGGGGGGGGGGGGGGGGGGGGGGGGGGGGGGGGGGGGGGGGGGGGGGGGGGGGGGGGGGGGGGGGGGGGGGGGGGGGGGGGGGGGGGGGGGGGGGGGGGGGGGGGGGGGGGGGGGGGGGGGGGGGGGGGGGGGGGGGGGGGGGGGGGGGGGGGGGGGGGGGGAGGUGUGGGGGAGAUGUGGGGGAGAUGUGGGGGAGAUGUGGAGGAGAGGUGGAGGAGGUGUGGGGGAGGUUUGGAGGAGAUGUGGGGGAGAUGUGGGCCUCCCAAGGCCAUUUCUCACAGUUCAACUUUUUUACCCCUUUGUCCUCCGCACCCCGGCCCCACACCCCGGCCCCGCACCCCGGCCCCGCACCCCGGCCCCGCACCCCGGCCCCGCACCCCGGCCCCACACCCCGGCCCCACAGUGCAGCAGCCAGGAGCCAGGAGACUUAUCUCUAG
Molecule: messenger RNA, 5673 nt
Organism: Knipowitschia caucasica
Lineage: Eukaryota; Metazoa; Chordata; Actinopteri; Gobiiformes; Gobiidae
Source: the annotation of a GenBank genome assembly